AUGAAAACAGAAUAUGCCAAAAUUUAUUUAUUCAUAUUUGUAUUACUUCAAACUCAGUCGGAAUGCUAUAAAAUAUUAGUAUACAAUCCAAAGUUAUCAUAUAGCCACGUCAAGUUUUUCGGUCAAAUCGCUGAUUUAUUGGUAGAAGCUGGUCAUGAUGUGGUAACUUAUAUGCCAGAUGCAGCUACGGGUCUAACAUUUAAUGGUACGAAAUUAGCCCGGAUUAUUCCUGGUCCACCUCUUAUCGACAAUUCCACGUUAUUGUUAGAAGAUAUAAUUAAAAAUGCUUGGGAUGAAAGAUUCUUUGAUUUUUUUUCCAUAAUAAAGAGAAUCAAACAACAAAUGGAAACACAUAUUCAGACCUGUUCAGGCGAUUUGAAAUCCGUCAUUUCAGCUCAAGUCAGCAAUAAUGAAUCUAUGCAGCAGCUUCGAGAAGAAAAUUUUGAUUUUGGCAUUACUGAACUGAUUAGCCCUUGCGGUUACGCUGUAUUCCACAAGAUUGGACUAACAAAUUAUGCAACUGCUUUUGCCACGGAUAUAUUAGCAGUUCUGUCGUCAUCAUUAGGUGUAAACAGUAAUCCAAGUUAUGUACCAAAUUCAAUGCAGGAUGCAAUUCAAAAAAGUUCAUUUGCAUUUAUCAAUUCGGAUCAACUAUUACAAGAUCAACAUCUGAGCAGUCCUAAAUUAGUUUACAUUGGUGGAAUCGCUACUACUCGUCCUAAAUCGUUAAAUAAACAAUUUCAAGAUAUUCUGAACAAAUCAAACAGUGUUGUGUUGGUAUCAUUUGGUAGUUUAGCUAAAAGUAGCAACAUGCCUCAACAUAUCAAAAAUUCUUUUCGAGAAACUUUCCGCAGCUUUCCUGAGAUCACAUUUAUAUGGAAAUAUGAAGAGGAUGAUCAAUUUGCUCAUGAACUACCCAAUGUCAUCAAAAAGCAGUGGAUACCGCAACAAGAGCUCUUGGAACACCCGAAAUUAAAAGUAUUCAUAUCACACUGUGGACAAAACAGCGUUGAAGAAAGUGUACAAGGUGGAGUGCCACUUUUAUGUAUCCCAUUGUUCGGUGAUCAAAUGCGAAAUACCGGAAAAGUUUUAAGACGGAAAAUUGGAAUAUUUGUGGACAAACAUCACAUAACACCAGAAGUCAUGAAGAAUGCAUUACUAGAAAUUUUGUAUGAUAAAAGGUAUCUCGAAACAUCCCUGAACUUGAGAGAGAUGAUCAAAAAUAAGCCAAUAACACCACAAGAAUCUUUAUUACGACACAUUAAUUUUGCUUCGAAAUUUGGACCUAUCGAUAACUUUGACAUCGCCUUAAACAAAUUGUCAUUUUUUCAAUAUUACCUGCUAGAUAUCCUGAUCCCCUUGUUAGCAGUUUUCGUGUUUCUACUUUAUUUUAUCUUUCGUAUGUUCCGCAAUAUCUUGUACAAGCUGCUCAUUAUAUGGAAAGCGAAGACUGAUUAA
Molecule: messenger RNA, 1458 nt
Organism: Thelazia callipaeda (thelaziosis nematode)
Lineage: Eukaryota; Metazoa; Nematoda; Chromadorea; Rhabditida; Thelaziidae
Source: the annotation of a GenBank genome assembly